AUGCACAAGCGCGUCAAGGUGUGCAUCCGGGUGCGGCCUGCGUCCAAGGACCACGCUGGCAUUCUCGUCAGCGAGGCCGACAAGACGAUCAGCGUGCUCCACGAUGCGAAUGGCCACGGCACGUGCUUCAAGUUCGACGACGUGCUCGCGAGUACCGUGAGCCAAGAGCAAGUGUUUGAGCGGGCGGCGCGAGAAGCGACCGAAAGCGUCCUGCACGGCUACAACGGUACGGUCAUGGCGUACGGUCAAACCGGCGCUGGCAAGACCUUUACCAUGAGCGGCGGCAAAACAAGCUUUGCGGACCGAGGCAUCUGCGCGCGGUCGAUUGCGCUCCUUUUCGCGGCCAUCAAGGCGGCGAGAGACUUUACCUACAGCGUGCGCGUCUCGUACAUUGAGAUAUACAACGAACAGCUCUACGACCUCCUCGACUUUAACGACGGCGAGAACCAGGCGCGCGACUUGGUCGUUCAAGAAAACGACAAAGGCCAGACGUUUGUCAAAGGCCUCUCCAAGCCGCUCGUCGAGACGGAAGAGGCGGCCUUGGACUUGCUUUUUCAAGGCGACACGAACCGCACGAUCGCAGAGCACUGCCUCAACAACGCGUCAACGCGGUCGCAUUGCAUCUUUAGCUUGCACAUUGAGAAGCGCAGCGCCGAUGAGAGCGCCAAGAGCCCCUUGGUCGUGAGCAAACUCAACCUCGUGGAUCUCGCCGGCUCGGAGCGCAUGAAGAAGACCCAAGUCACGGGCACGAUGCUCAAGGAGACGAUGCAUAUCAACAAGUCACUGACGUUUCUGGAACAAGUGGUUAUUGCGCUGGGCGAUCAGAAGCGCGAGCACAUUCCGUACCGCCAAACCACGCUCACCAACCUCUUAAAAGACUCGCUCGGAGGCAACUGUCGCACCCUUCUUGUGGCCUGCGUCUGGCCCGACGAGUCCCAGAACGACCAAACGAUCGCGACGCUCAAGUUUGCCACGCGCAUGAUGCGCGUCAAGACGUCGGCGGUCGUCAACAGCGCCGACUCAUCGAGUGCGUCAGUGAAGAAGUAUGUCGACGAAAUCAAACGGCUCAAGACCGAGCUCGCGCUGCACGAUACACUGGCCGGUCGGAGCCACGUGUCGUACGACGCCGCCAUCCCACCCGAGACCGAGGCCGAAAUGAAGACUGCGAUCCACGCCUAUGUCGCAGAUGCCUCGCUGGAGCUGCCCAUCAUCAACGUGGUCCAGAUACGGGCCAUGCUGCGUCUCUUUCGCGAGGUGGCGCUGGCCACAAGUGCUGUCGAGACAAAGCAGCCUCUCACCAUUGCGCCGCCCGACGAGCCGCAAGACGACGACGACGACGACGUGCCGCUCGACCGACACGAUACGGAGCCAGCGCCCUUGUCGGACGACGAUCUCCAGCGCGAGUACGCUGCGCUCAUGCAGACGCAGCUGGACGACGCCAAGCAAAACUUUCGCAAGGCCAAAAAACGCGUUGUGCAGUGCGCCAACGACGUCAAUGUCGCUAAGAGUGAAAUCGACGCUGUGACCAAGGCGCUAAGUGAGACCGAUGACGCGGACGAGGACCGAACACGGCUCGUCCAAGCGCUCCAGCUUGCCAAAAAGUACUAG
Molecule: messenger RNA, 1608 nt
Organism: Saprolegnia parasitica CBS 223.65
Lineage: Eukaryota; Oomycota; Saprolegniomycetes; Saprolegniales; Saprolegniaceae
Exons: 9
Coding region: 1-1608 (535 amino acids)
Biological process (GO): mitotic spindle organization; microtubule-based movement
Molecular function (GO): microtubule motor activity; ATP binding; microtubule binding
Source: RefSeq, a predicted model, not a curated record